Molecule: messenger RNA, 441 nt
Organism: Microsporum canis CBS 113480
Lineage: Eukaryota; Fungi; Ascomycota; Eurotiomycetes; Onygenales; Arthrodermataceae
Product: FK506-binding protein 2
Exons: 2
Coding region: 24-440 (138 amino acids)
Biological process (GO): protein peptidyl-prolyl isomerization
Molecular function (GO): peptidyl-prolyl cis-trans isomerase activity
Source: RefSeq, a predicted model, not a curated record
CUUCGACUUCUCCUCCAUCAAAUAUGCGGCUUGCAUCUAUCUUGACCGUCUUAACUGCUGCUAUCACCAUGUCUUCCGCUUCCACAACGACCACCACCAAAGAUGGCCUCAUCAUCGAGGUCCUCAAGUCUGUUGAGAGCAACCGCCGCACCGCCAAUGGUGAUACUGUCCAGAUGCACUACCGCGGCACCCUAGCCGACACUGGCAAACAAUUUGAUGCCAGCUACGACCGUGGUACUCCGUUGGGCUUCACGAUUGGUAAAGGCAUGGUUAUCAAGGGCUGGGAACAAGGUCUCCUUGACAUGGCCGUCGGCGAGAAGAGAAAACUCACAAUCCCACCAUCUUUGGCCUACGGCAGCAGGGGAGUCGGUCCUAUUCCCGGAGAUGCCACCCUUAUCUUCGAGGCGGAGUUGAUGGAGAUCUCGAAGGGCGAGCUUUAAA